AUGAAACGAGUUAAUACGUAUGAAAGUGCGGGUGAUUCCGAAGACGAAUUUAUCGAUUCAAGUUUAAGUCCACGAGACUAUGAAUAUGAAAAUGUCACAAGUCGUAAAAAACGACGUGGUGUUAUUGAAAAACGUCGACGUGAUCGAAUUAAUCAUUGUUUAAUGGAAUUACGUCGACUGGUACCACAAGCCAUAUCAAAAGAAGGUUCGACUAAAUUAGAAAAAGCAGAAAUCUUACAAAUGACUGUUGAUCAUCUUCGGUCAUUGCAACAUCUCGAUCAAGAUUCUAAUCAGUCGUAUUCAUCGUGGCCAAUCUUCGAUGCUCAUGCGAGCGGCUUUCGGGAAUGUGUUGAUGAAAUUUCUCGCUAUUUAAUCUCAGUUGAAGGCUUUGAUAUUCAACAUCCGCUUCGUCUUCGUCUUUUAUCACAUUUGGAAUGCUUUACUGAUCGUAGCACUAGUCCUUCGUUGAAUUCCUCUUGGCCUGUCGUACAUCAGCAAGCACCAAGUGCAUUUGCAACACCGCCUCUUUCAUCAUAUCCAACUCCGACAGUCGGAUAUCAUCAGCAGCAUCAUCAUCAACAACAACAACAUUCAACGAAUUCAAAUUUCAAUAUACAUCAUUAUCAACGACCUCCUAUUGAUUCCUCUUGUCAAUUGCCAUCAUCAUCAUCUUCGUCAUCAUGCAUUUAA
Messenger RNA from Adineta ricciae, 690 nucleotides. The record is from the annotation of a GenBank genome assembly. Lineage: Eukaryota; Metazoa; Rotifera; Eurotatoria; Adinetida; Adinetidae.